AUGAAGUUUCAUGUCAUUGAUGCUUCUUUAACAGAGUUCUACUUAACCGGUGAUGAUAUACUUCAUUAUAACCUCACAGUAAACAUCUCUAUCAGGAACAGUAACAAGAUUGAGCGUAUUUCUUAUCGGAUUAUUCGUUUUAAUCUUUCUGGUUACGGUAAGGAUUUGGCUUCGGUUUCUUUGCCGUCUUUCCUGCAAGGCACUAAGAAUACAACAUUAGUCCAUCCUGUUUUUCAGGGACAAACAUCACUCAUACUACGGGGUUCUCAUUUUAAGGAUUUCAUUCAUGAUCGGAAAGAGGGAAGCUUUAGCAUUGAUGUAGAUCUCUACCUUAUAACACAAUUGAAGUAUGCUGGUGGUGGAAAGGGCGACAAAAUCAGUUUCACAGUUGGCUGUGGAUUAUUCAGACUCAAUUUGUUGGGUUCUUCUUCUUCUUUAAGUAAUCAAACAGGAAUUGGUGGCUUAUUUAAAACUAAGAGUGGGUACAUGGCUGGAGGUUAUGCAUUGAGAGUUAUGGAGUAG
Messenger RNA from Papaver somniferum (opium poppy), 522 nucleotides. RefSeq names its product NDR1/HIN1-like protein 10. Gene Ontology annotation, biological process: defense response to other organism. The record is from RefSeq and is a predicted model, not a curated record. NCBI's taxonomy places the organism in Eukaryota, Viridiplantae, Streptophyta, Magnoliopsida, Ranunculales, Papaveraceae. The transcript has 2 exons. Bases 1 to 522 code for a protein of 173 amino acids.